AGCUUUUACGACGUCGUUUUAAAUUCCUUCACAUCAGUCAGUGCCCGAAGUCCAUUUGCGCAAAUAAGUCCCAACCGAAGUCAGUGUGUUCGCAGCCACUUGUGUGUAUAGUUACCUGUUUCCAAUUGUCUGCCGUCCGUCCGUCUUUCCGUCAACCAUCGCAUCGCACAUCGGUCAGUUUAACUAAUUGCUUACUUAUUUUCGGUCGCCGUGAGUCGCUCGUUAGUGCAUCCGCGUCGUAAAGUGCAUGUGACACAUAUUUUGCGCGUGUAAUCAAAGCAGGCGUGGGGUGGCGAAUCGUGGUUGCCGUGGAAUUUGAAUUAUCGAAAAAUGGCGAAGUGGUUUCAUCGUCGUCAUCAUCGUAGUAGCCGCUGCUGCAGUUUGGUGUGGUGAACGCGAUUGCUUGCGAAUGCCAAGGGGAGUGCUGGGGCGUGGUGGACGUGGUCUCAUUGGGGUCUCAGCGUGCGCUCGUGUGUAUGUGUGAUUCUGUUGAUGUUGGUCCCCCAACAACAAACCGCGGGGCGAAGUGAAUCAGUGCGACUAGCGCCUACUAUGGUGGGCAGGGUGUGAGUGGCUGUGAGGAGUAGGUUUUUUUUUGCCAAAAAAGAGAGUGGUGAAGAGGAGAAAGAAAAACAAGCCUUCCUCAUCAUCAUCAACAACGUUGUGUCCAGUACAUACCGCCGAAAACCAACAAUAACCACACACUACUCCAGCAAACGAGCCCACAUUGCAUUGGGGGUGUGAGGUGAGCCGUGGGACGGAUUUGCUGCUUUACGUAUAGCGGAGAUUGGCGACGAGUCGUCGUCCGCAGCGAAGAAGACUCGAACCGGAGUGCCUUGGAUCCAGAACAAGAAGAAAGGCUAAGAAGAAUCAAUCCAAGUUAUUGCCAACCCACCAAAACUCGUAUUGUGCCACACACCAUCCACAUAUCCAGCGGCAGAGGAGAAUCAUUCGACCGGAGCAACAACAACGACCGCGCGCGCGCACGCGAAUCAUCACAUCGCGACGAGGAAACGUAAACAAACCUAGCUAAACUGUUGCGCGCAGGCGGCAACAGCUUACGACACACGAUCGAUAUUUGUGCCUGCCCCGUGGAAUUUGGUGGAACACCUGUGCCUGGCUGAACCGGUCGAGCACGCGUCCGCCUGUUCCAAAAACAUCAGAAGAACUUCAGAACUUACCGCGCUUACAAGGCCGGAGGGUAACGAGAGUGUGGGGGAAGCCUACGGAAGUACCUGCGCUAGCCACAGAACGGCCCGAGCGAUGCACAUGCAACCAUGGCCAUGAGUUCGAACAUCUACGCCAUUCUGGUGACCUGUUUGGGAUUCUUCUGUCUGGUGAUCAGUGCCACCGCCGUCGGAGUGCCGAUAUGGGCGUACUACGAGAGUCGAGGGGGAGAGGAUCGAGGGUACUUCGGGCCGUGGCAAAAGUGUCAGAAAAUUAGUUACCGGGAACGGUGUGGAGACGUGGGCCGGUUUCAACCGUCAGGCGUCGUCUUCACCAGUGGCCUGAUGGCGGUGGCAGGAUGUGCCAUGUUCGGCAUAUACUGCAUACUCAGCAUCAUGCAGAUAGCGAUGAUCUCGUCGCGGGACCGCAUCUGUAUGAAGUACAACGCACUCAUCACAUUGAAGCUGGUCCUGGUGGUGCUGGCUACAUUCCUUUCGCUGGCGGCAGCCGGCCUGUUCGCCCUGCAGACCGACGACGAUCGGACGGGGUAUCACAUCACGCGGGGGAUCUCGUUCUACCUGCAGAUCGUAACGGUGGCCCUGUCGUUGGCGCUGAUGGUCCUGUCGGUAUACGACAAAAUACUGACGAAGCGACCGGACGGUGAUCCCACCAUGAUGGGCAACGCCAACGGCAAUGCGACCACGUACAACAAUCCGGGCUUCCGGGAAACGAACGGCAUCGCCGUGACCAACGCGAGCGGUCGGCCGUACUCCAGCAUCAACGGAAGCGUCCAGUCCGUUACCACAACCAUGACGACCAUGUCCAAUGGGUCAACGAUAGGAUCCGGUUCGGUCACCCGAACGCCGCUUCGGUCCAGCUUGAAAAAACCCCGUCCACAGAAUGCCGAUGGCCUGGGUAUUCGAAAUCCGGGAUAUUCCGAAAACGGCACCGUCAAAAAGGUGCGCAUUCAAACGGGCAGUACUGAUGUUUAAGGGGUCCUCGUAGGGUACCACAUAUGUACCACAUGUGUCCGUCCGUCCAUCAUACAGAAUAAGAAUGAGUAGAAACAAAUCUCGACAAGAUGAUCUUUAUUUACUUAAGCUAUACGCAAGCAAAUCAAAUAGGUAUCUGAAUUAAGUGUUAUUUAGUCGUAGACUAUACAUAUGAAUAUUUUUUUUUGUUGAAGCUGUCACUUUAAAAGUACUGAUUGUAAAUAGCACAACUAUUGAAAACAAAAAGACGUACUAGAAUGAAUCAACAAAUCGUAUCGAAUUACCUAAAAGCAUUAAGUAACGCGCAAAUGGAGAAGAUGACAAAAGUCACCAAUCUAGUGAAGAUUAAUAAGAAAGAAUUUGCCAAUUUAUUAUUUAUGUAUGAGUUUUUAACAGCAGAAGGUAGCAAAAUUGUGCAUCAAAGUAGAAGAAAAACUUAAGUGCACUUCAACGUUGCCUUAGUGCUUACCAGCAAUAUGAAGCAAGAAAUCUCUAUUAUAUGAAUUAUAUCAUAUGCGUAAGAAUGCGUGCGGGGCCAAUCGAUGAGUGCAGUAACGGAUGUAUACACAUUUCAUAUCUCAAAAGCAAAUUUAAUCUCUGUUUCAACAAACUGUCUCAAUUAGUUUUACCGAAAACCCCAAGAAAACAUGAAUAGUGAAGCUUCGGCCAAUCACCAAGAUUAAUAUUUUGUUAGCAAAAUCAAAAUUGAAAUUUGGUUUUAAAAUCUAAAUAUUUUAUUUGCUAUUGGAUUCUUGAUUUGAUUUUCCUAAGAUCAUCGAAAAAGUUUAUGUUUGUUAGUCUCCAGAGGAAUUGAAACUUGAUUUCGUUUAACAGUUUAAUUCCAGCUUUUAUGGUUCAUGUUAGUGUGAAUGAUCACUUGAAAUGUUCAAUCAGCGUUUUGCAGCUCAUUUCUUCUUACUUGAUUCAGAAUCAGGAGUAUUGUGUCGAGUUGUCCAAUUUUACGCAUGAAUAUCACAACACAAUCAGCAUUCUUAACCAUCAUUACUAGGGACAAUGGAAAUUCGCGAUUUCGCGGAAGCCGCGAAAUCCGCGAAAUUGAGUGUCGGCCGCGAAAUUUGGAAAAUUCCGCGAAAUUUGCAUAAAAUGACGAAAAACCUUAUAAAUGUUCUUGAAAUCUUAAGUUUUUAAUCAAAUUUUCAAGAUUUUUACCGUUCAGAACUCUGUCCACAUGAGCAUUAUGGAUAUUCAGAUUUACAGUUAGGCUAUUUCUUUGCGAAAUUUUACUACUUUUAUUAUUUUCCGGCUUAUCACUAAUCACAUUCUAUGACGUCAAGUUUUCUUAUACCCAAAAUUGCGUUUUUUUACAUUUAUACGGUCAAAAACGUAGGAGCGCGAAAUUCCGCGAAUCUUUUAGCUUUUCAGAAAGGUCACCCGCGAAAUUUCAGAAAUUUUGCCGCGAAUUUCCAUUGUCCCUAAUCAUUACCUGUUAGAUUUUAGUUGCCUAAGCUCCGAUCGAUAGUCUUCCACUUAAAUCCAGAAUUAAGUCCAAGUAUUCUUUUUCAUUUUAUAGCGUAGCAGGUACCAUAAUUGUAUAAGUUAGAGAACAUCAGCAACAGUAUACUUUUAGCUAUGCGUUGUCGCAAAUGUGAAUCAAACAAUCCGUCCAUAAUGAAACAAUUGUUGCGAAUCAAAUUAUGUGUUUAUAAUUUGAGUUUAUUGAUUUUAAAGGAAACAUUAUCACAUAGAUGAAGAAAUGUGUACUGUGAUUCAUUCAAAAUGAAUUUUGUAACGGAACGAGACCUAUGAAUGAGAAGAACAAUAAACGAUUGUUGCUAACAAUA
Molecule: messenger RNA, 3961 nt
Organism: Aedes albopictus (Asian tiger mosquito)
Lineage: Eukaryota; Metazoa; Arthropoda; Insecta; Diptera; Culicidae
Exons: 5
Coding region: 1278-2159 (293 amino acids)
Source: RefSeq, a predicted model, not a curated record